Messenger RNA from Funneliformis mosseae, 258 nucleotides. NCBI's taxonomy places the organism in Eukaryota, Fungi, Glomeromycota, Glomeromycetes, Glomerales, Glomeraceae. The record is from the annotation of a GenBank genome assembly.
GGGAGUGUAUCUCUAGAUGAAGCAAUGAUAGCUACUUUCUUGGAUUCCAGAUUUAAAUCUCUAAAUUUUGCGUCAGAAUCAAAAAUAAACAGAACAAAAAGUCUUUUGAGAAAAAUAUAUGAAGAGGAAAAACAGAAUUUAGGCAGAAUGAAAUUGACGAAUAUAUGGUUCUUAAUGAAAUUGGAUUUAAUGCGUCCUUUUAAAUGGUGGGCUUCUCAAGAGUUACAUUUUCCAAUUAGGGAUGCUAAUGUUGACUGA